Messenger RNA from Lepus europaeus (European hare), 2967 nucleotides. It is a transcript of the gene DEPDC4, whose product is annotated as DEP domain containing 4. The record is from RefSeq and is a predicted model, not a curated record. The transcript is spliced from 9 exons. The coding region runs from base 392 to 1735 and encodes 447 amino acids. NCBI's taxonomy places the organism in Eukaryota, Metazoa, Chordata, Mammalia, Lagomorpha, Leporidae. Gene Ontology annotation, biological process: intracellular signal transduction.
GCUGGGCUCGCUCUUGGGGUUGCUCUCGUGAUGAAGUGCCCUUGCAAAGUCCGGACUAGCGUGCUUUUCAAACGAACUUGCAUGCGAAGCACCUGGGGACCUUAUUAAACAUGCAGGUGCUGGUUCCGGAGGAGUGUUUGCCGUCCUGCGUUUCUAGAUGACGUCAAUGCCGUUGUUCCCCAGGCUACGCUUAGCAACAAGGGCACCUGGCUUACCUGUCUGAUGGAAGUGGCGAGGUUGCGCUGGUCCUUUUCAAGCCACUCAGCUAUGGGAUGGUAUUGUUCACUCCCUUCGGACCCAAGUGGAAAUAAAAAGGAGGAGACAUCAUUUACGAACAUACAAAGACUGUUUUACUGGUUCUGAUGCUGUUGAUGUAGUAUUAAGUCAUCUUAUGCAAAAUGUGUGCCGAAGUAGCAAUGACCUCUCUCGUCUUAAAGGAGUUCAUCUUUGCCAACUUCUAAUGAAUCAUAAAGUGUUUGAACCAGUAGGAAUGAAGCUAUUCAAAACUGAAAAGGAACUGGAAUUUGAAGAUUCCAACAAUAGUCUCUACAGGUUUCUAGGCGAUAAAUCAUCUUACGUUUUUUGCAAAAGAAAAAAGGAUGCUGAGAAUAUGGUGAUUGGUGAAAUAAAAGCAAAAAAUCCUUUAAGCAGAUCAGAAGAUGAAAUGAUUUCUAAUCCUCUAGCACAUGGGCUCUGUGGAGAAAGAACUGAGGAACUUAUUCAUACAAUGAGUGGGAAUCUGCAUUUACCUCCAAAUAUCAUUAUUAAUGAACCCAUUCUCCAGCUUUCGAAAGAAGCUGUGGAAGAUAUUUGGAAACAACAAACAUUGUUAUGUAUUCUCCACCUGAUUCAUCUUCCAUUCUUGGAAAAUAUUUUAGAACCUCCAGUUAAAGCACAAAAUCUUCAAUUAAGUAAGGAGGAAGAUCUGGUUAUCUCUAACACUUGCCUAGACAGAGAGCUUAUUCCAAGCUUAUGUCUAACUGAGAUUGAUAACUGGCUUAAUGCAGCAGUUGAAUGCUUGGAAUAUUUCCCUGACCAGUUAAUAGUUAGAGUUAGUCAGCAGUUAGUGCAAAACCAAAGUGAAGAGACAAAAUUGGAUACUCAGAAGAAAUUACUCUUUGAUGUCAUAGUAAAAUAUUAUAAUCAAGAGAGAUCUUGCCUGUUAACUGAUGACUAUUUUGAUAUUCAUUCAGGAAUUAUUGAACUUUUAGAAAAAGAGAGAAGAGGAGAAGCUCUUGAAGCAAUACAGCUCUAUCUCAGAUUGUUGUUGCCCAAUGUGAGAGAAGAGUUACGACGGCUGCUUACUUUUAUGGCUAUUGCAUCUGAGCCUAAUGCCUACAGGUUGCAAAAACAGUAUGAUAACAAAAUAGUGGUCAUGAAAACUCUUGCCAAAGCAGUCCUGCAAACCAAAUCAUUAUUAAAAAUACAGGCAGAACAACUGGUCUGGUUUCUACUGGAGUUUCACUCUGAGCUCUUCAAGACGCCAGUUACUUUAUUGGAUCUCGUCAGUAAGAAACUAAAGAAGCUUCUGCAUGGAGAAGAUCCAGAUGCCAUCUCAGGCUUCACAUUUUGUCAACCCUUGACACAUAAGGAGUUUGAAAAACAAAAGGGAAGGACAAUUCAAUCUCUUCACCAGUUGGCUCUUGAGAUUAAUAGUGACCCCAACAUCUCUUCGAAACAAAAAAAGAAAUUAAUUAAGGAAUUUCAAAAAUACCAUCCAGAAGCUUUCAGUUGACAUUUCUGAUGCAAGUAACUGCAGUUUGUGAAUAUGUACAGUUCUCUGGUGGUUUUCUCCAGCUGCCAUACUUACCCUACAAAGAAACGCAUUUUAAGUAUAAUCAUGUUUGAAAUAUGUUAAAGGUGAUUUUGAAAAGGUAUACAAGUCAAUCUUUAUGUGUGCUGAUUCACUAAAUCAUUAUGCUACUAAAAUCACUUACUAAAUGCACUGCUAUUAUUAGUAACUAAUAUUAAGUUAAUUUCCUUAGAAUUUCUUACCAACAGGAAGGGCCUGUUUCAUACGUGAGCUCUCUGAAGAAAGUACACACUUCCUUAGUAUAAUACAAUUUUUAAGUUAUUCCCUUAGACUGCUGUAAUUUAAAAGACUGUGAAUUAUCAAAAUGGGAAAAGAUGUAUAAAGAAGAAGUGUUAAAAUGCUACAAAUUUAAAAUUUAUAAAUGCAAAGCUAAAACUAUGAUUUUCCUUCUCUAACUCUCCUUUAGUCGAUAGAGUAUUUGUGCUUUUCCUUUCUGCUCAUCCUUUCCUUUUUGUCCCCCUACCUGUCUCUAUCUCGCCCCCAGUCUCUUCUCUCUUUCUGUUAGUUUACCCUAUGGCAUCAUUCUCUCACUGUGACUUAGGCUACAGAUUCAAACAUUCCUGUUGAAAGUAACACAAAAAAAAGUUGUCAUUUUAGUUUAUGUCACUGAUCAUAUGGAAACAAAAGCAUAAAUCAUAGGUACCUAAAAAUAAAAUCUAUUGAACUGAUUUAAUCAGUUUUAUCUUUUUUUGUACAAAAACUGUAUCAGUUGUCUUGAACUUGACUACCUAGAAUCAGAAUUCUUUGAAAAGGUCAACAAAAGGUCUAUGAAAAGGUUUCAGAGGACAAAAGUACACUGUGCUUUCUGAAAUUGUGACAGCUUUUUGUGUAUCUGGGUUUAUGGCAUUUUUCUAGGAAUAGGUUCCAUAGCUGUCACCAGAUUUUCAAAGGGGAUUGUGACCAAGAACGUUAAGAACACAGCAUUGAUUUUCUCUUCACAAAAUGUACUAAAGGCCUCUAUGGAUGUAAAUUUAUAAAUUUUUCCAAAUUUUGCUUUUAUUUUGUUAACAAACUAUUAGUUUAAAUAUUCAGAUAUUAAAAUAAGAGCAUUAAACUAGAUGACUUCUAAGUUUUUUCCCAGUUUAAAAAAUAAAAAACAAAGCACAACAAUUCUAUGACACGAGAAGAUAUAACUGCCCUAACCUGUGGAUGGC